UAUCCGCCAUCGAGGCCAGCUCGCUACUGCUGCGAACGAACUUCCUGCAUGCGGCCGUGGGUCCGACGGGAUCCGAGCGCUGCGCGUCCGCCGCUCUCGUCCGCGGCCGCUCGUCCUCUCGCCGCGGAUGGUGCGUAUUAAAAUCAUCUGGAGAGGCCGAGGCCGACAUUUUACCCCGGUCCGGAGGAGCCGUAACUCCGCGGGGACAUCCGAGGACACGCGAUAAGGCUGCGACAUGUGAGACGCGCUCGGCCCUCGGCCCUCGACCAGCUCCUCAUGCGCGUGCGCUCCGCGUGGAACCCAAGCACCUUCUCCUGCUGGUUUCACACCUGAAGCCGCGUCUGCAGCGAGGCGUCGCCGGGACCUGACCCCACCCGCCUCGGGCAUGCCUCAGCCGGGUAUGAAUGGGAUGGAGCCUGCGUUUGGCGAGGCCUACGGGGGGCACAGGGCUCUGCUGAGCCCCUACCCGCUGGCCCUGUCACCACAGGGGGGCCGGACCGAGUACGACCAGAGUGUGCUCCUCAUGUUGGGCUCCCCAGCAUCGCCAAGGAAACGGCCCUUUGAGUUGCUAAGCGACCUGGUGGACGACGGUGGCUUCGGCGAGGACCUGCACCCCGAGCGCUGGGACGUGUCUGCGCUGGAUGAGAUGGCUCGCUACACCAAGCUGGGCCUCGGGGUGGGAGGGGAGCUGCUGGCCUGCUCCGAGGAGGAGGUCCUGAUGGGCCGCUGGGGGAGGAGCUGGGAGGAGGAGGAGGAGAGGAGGAGGAACCGACAUGCAGCGCCUCCCGUCACACAGGAAGUCCAGGCCGCUGCUGCAGGAGGGGAGGAGGGGCGCGUCUCUGCUGCCCCGAAAACAGAGCGGGAGCUGUGCGUCGCAGGAGGAGGUCGGGAUGGGGGGCUGUCAGGGGAGCGUACGGUGGAGGUGUAUCAGGUGGCGCAGGAGGAAGAGGAAGUGGAGGCGGCAGGUUUGGCUUUGGAGCAUUGCAGCGAGGAGCACAACUACUCCCUCAGCAAGAGUGGAGAGCUGGGAGCCAAUCACAGCUCCCACACAGAGGAGGCGAGGGUCGGGGAGGCGGAGCGGGAGGUGCAGGUUAGAGAGGAGAGCCAGGCUGAGACCGAGCUAGAGCUGGAGGAUGACGAGCAGGAGGAAGACGAGGAGGAUGAUGACGAUGAGGAGGAGGAGGAGGAGACGGCAGUGGAAGCUGAACUUUCCAGCACGUCUGAAACGGAGUGUGAGGUGGAGGCGGAGCCGGCGAGGCAGCCGGGCGAGCGUCCCUCCAAGCGCCGCUGCUUCUGGGAGUACAGGCGGAGCCGGGACUCGGCCACCAAGAAGAAGCUGGGCGGAGACGUGCACUGGUCGCUGUCCUGGAGCUCCAGCACGCUGCCCAGCACGCUGUACCGGCGCGAGGGCAAAAAAGGGCGCCGCAAAGCGCGCAAGACGGACGCCAGCGACCUGACGCCCAACCCCCAGAAGCUCCACAGCAUCGGGGAGCAGCUGCAGAAGCUCAACGCUGCCAUCGACGGCAUGGGUCCGGUCAACGACCUGCCCGCCGUGGCCCGGGCCCGCUCCCGCAAGGAGAAGAACAAGCUGGCGUCCAGGGCGUGUCGGCUGAAGAAGAAGGCGCAGCACGAAGCCAACAAGAUCAAGCUGUGGGGGCUCAACCAGGAGUACGAAAACCUGCUGGGGGCGCUGCUGCGCAUAAAGGAGGUCAUCAGACGGAGGGUGGAGAGCAGCGAGGACGAGGACGCGGACGAGCGAGGGAUGACCCGGCGGCUGGAGGACAUCCUCCGAGAGUCCAGCGGUCCCUUAGUUGCUGGACGGACCAAAGACUUUGUGCAGAGGAUUUUGGCGGCCAGCGGGGGUCCGAACCAGCGCAAAGAUGCCCAUCAGGGAGAGGAGGCUGCGGGGUAACGCCCCCCCCCCACCACCACCAAACCGCUCUUCACCGCCUCCACACUCGCAGCAUAACCGUGGGAGCAGAAGGCUGAGGCCGUGGACGAGGAAGACGAGGAGGAGGAGGAGGAGGAGGAGCAGCCUGAACAGGAUGGGAGUCACUCUGCUCCUCGGCUCCAAACAGCAGCCGACUUCACGGCUCUGCCUCUGCAGGCUGCACCACCACCACCACCACCACCAGGCCGGAGCUGCUGCUGACGUCUCUGUACUCUGUGUUCUGUGCGUGUGUGUGUGUGUGACAUGUACUCUACUGCGUGAGCGUGUACAGUGUUCCCCUCUCCCUCUGUGUGGUAUUUGUAUCCCACUGUGCCUAUGAAUAGACAUUGCACUGUUUGUAGAUGGUUGUAGUUGUCGGCAGGGGAGCGGUAGUGAGCCGAGGGCGCGGGGGCAUCUGAGGAUAGAGGAAGCGCUAAAGUAAGGAAGGGGGAGGAGCCCAGGCCUGAAAAACAAAGUGUGUGUCUGUGUGUGUCUGUGUGCGACUGUGUUCUUUUCGGCUGGGCUCCUGUGGAAGCGCUGCAUUCCAUUCAGAUUGCAUCGGUUUGAGACGUCAGAGAGUGUGACAGCGAGCGAUGGAGUCCUGAUGGCAGAGCAGCUGUUAAUGGGAACAAUAGUUCUGUUGUGGAAAAAGUCCUAGGAGCUUUAACGACCCCCUCCCUCGUCAUUACGCAAGCAAAGUCACCAACUGCACCUUGAACCCGAACUACCAAAGAAACCUGCUGAAGCGCCCGCAAACGGCCCCCGACGUACGCGGUCGUCGUACGCGGUCGUCGUACGCGGUCGUCGUACGCGGUCGUACGCGGUCGUCGUCGUCGUCGUACGCGGUCUCCGUCGUGCGCGGUCGUCGUACGCGGUCGUACGCGGUCGUCGUACGCGGUCGUACGCGGUCGUCGUACGCGGUCGUACGCGGUCGUCGUCGUACGCGGUCGUCGUCGUACGCGGUCGUCGUCGUACGCGGUCUCCGUCGUGCGCGGUCGUCGUACGCGGUCUCCGUCGUGCGUGGCCUCCGUCGUGCGUGGCCUCCGUGCGCGGCCGUCGUCCUGUUUACCCGCGCACGUCCGUGACGGGUGCCGCUGCUGAAUGCACUGUAAUCCCUCCGUCUGAUGCACUACCACCGUGGACGCGGCGCCUGGUGCUCCGUUCUUCUCUGCAGUGGCUUCAGUUCAGUGUCCUCGAUGCCCCGAGCCCUCGCCUCAGCCCCUGACCUCAUUAUGUAGCGCACCUUCCUGAAUUGCAAUGACAAAUAGAGACAACACUUGUAGAUCUAGACAGCAAAUAAGUUACGUUUGUUUCUAUUGUUAGGAUGAUUCUUUUAUUUGUUGAUGCCACAACCCACACAGUGGGAGUCAGUGUUGAGCGUUCUGAUAUCUGCCUUUCUGUGUGGUCUUUGCUGAAGCUGUAGACCAACCUGUCCAAGGUCUCUAAAUGUUUGGACGCACAAACACGUCGACCCUUUGAAUUGCACUGUGGUAGAAGCAGCCGAGCCGUACUGGUUGAGGGACUGAGUGGUGGCCUCCAGCGUGGUGCUACUGUGUGAGGCGCUGACUGCUGACUGGGUUUGACCUGCGGGCGUCGUGUGUGCAGAGCGACGCCUUUCUGAAGUGCCUGGAGCUUAAAGCCACAGGGACCGGAGCUUCAACCCUGUCACGAGGUCGCACGCGGCGCGGCCGCCGAGCGCAGGAGGAACGCGGCGGGCGAAGCGGUACGUGACCGCCGUGGGCUCGUUUCUGGGCCGUCCUCCUUGUUUUUCAACCUUGACUAACUGGGCUGCCGUCCAAAGCUGCUGAUCUAUGACACACUGUUCCCUCCUAUGGAAACUCCAUUUCCUGUCCCAUGGUUUAACAUGCUCAGCUCCCGGAGGUCUGACUCCAGGUCAGCGCUGCUGACCGUUCAGGUGGAAGCAGAGCAGCAGGGCCGGCGCUGCUCUCGUCUCUUCUUCCUCCUUUGAAGUGCUCCGUGAUCCGUCUCCGCGAGGUCACUGCGUCCAGGACUGAGUCCCAGGAAGCGUCGGCUACAGAAGUGACCCAGACGUCGUGUUAAAGCUGCAGCACUCGUAUUCAUGUGGAGACGUGAACUAGGCCCCAAACGUUUGUCCAGACUCUGCUUACACACAAAGUUCAUGUUUCUGCUGCUUUUAGCGCGUUAGUGUUUAGUGUUUUAACCUGGUUCAGCUUCUGGGUUUGGUUGUGGACAGAAGCGAUGUGGAACCUCUGCUUCGGUUUCAGGUGGAGCCUGUUCAGUAGAUUCUCGCUCCCGUGACGGUCGUGGCCUCGCUGGCAUCGGCGCCUCUGUUGUUCUGUAGAGGCCAAAGCCUGAAGAGAAGCUGUUAGAAAGUACUUGUCUGCACAGGAAGCUGACGCGAGGAGGAGGACGCACUCAGCUGUUGACCUCACGGACGUGGGGUCGAACGUGGAGCUGCGACUGGGGCUCCUCCCUCGUGCUCCGAUGAGAAGCCGUCUCUUGGUGGUUGCUUUGCGUUUUCGAUGUGCUUCCACCACGGUUGGGAGGUUUGAGGUUUAACAGCUGCCUGCGUUGCCCAGGGCCGUUUCCCUCCGUUUUGUGUCAGCGUUGCUCUGGAUAAUGUGAGAUUUCUGAAUUCUGAGUCGGUCUGCAGGAGAAACCCGAAAGGAAGCUGUCAGAGCCGUGAUCUGGUUUCUCUGGUUUGGACCCGGCUGGAGACGCCGUCGGCCGAUAGAGACAUCAGUAGGUCUAGUGUUGGGACGCGGCCGCCCUCCAGGUGCUCGUCCCUGCUCUGCUCCGGCGCUCAUUGCCUCUGCCUGUGGGCCGGGGGGCACUUGACGGGGUCUCGGGUCACCCCACCCCCUUUGUUGCCCCCCUCCCCUCGUCUGCCGUGCUGCUGACCUGGAAACGUCCAAGUGGGGUUCGAGGCCAGCGCCGCCUGUGGCUCCGCGUCGUCUCCGCGUUCAGGCCUCCAAGCUGAGCAUCUGUUUUUAUCACACACUGUUUCCUGGCCAUGUUUCAAAAACCCGGAAUUGCAUUCUUUUGAGGAGAGAUGACGUCCCACACAAUGUUCUGCCAAAGUUAAGACAGCGUGGUGCUUCCACGCUCAAACAAGUCUGAUAAUUGGUUUGAUUUGGUGAUCGAUCAAAACGCAGCAACGUUUUUUGGGUUGUCGCGUCAAACCUGAUGAAUCCACUGGCGUCCAACCCAAAAAGUCCGACUUAUGUUGUCGUUUUUACUUUAACAGCUGCUUUUCAUGAUAAAUGUUUGAAACAUUAGACAAAUACUUGAGAUUAGCAUCGACACUUAGCACUUUAUUAGAUGAGGCAUCAUGAUUUCAAGGUUUAAAGUUGCUUUCGUGACCUGAGUUAGACGACGCCGGUGAGUUUGGCCUAAGACUGGAUGGACAGAAAUCCAGCGACCGGCACACGUUUGGCUUCGUUUCAUGGAUGAAUCAGCUUCAUCGGGUUCCUUUUACAUUAUAAAACCAGUUGAAAGUUUAAGGGAACAUUCUUUUGCAGGCACAGCUUCCUUCCUUUUAACAGCGGUGUCCAGAAACAUAAAAGUCCCAUCCAUCAGCACGUGCUGCGUGUUUACAGUCCAGUCGUGUAACAUGUCAUUAUAAUAAAGUGUCUGUCUGCGGGAACAGUGGGUGGUUGCAGGAUGAAGGACCUCUGGAUUUUUGAAAUAUCACCACAGAUUUGAAACCCAGAUGUUGAUCCCUGUGCAGAAAUGUAAUAAGACGUUUGAGAUGCAGCUGAACUGGAUCUCGUGGCUUUAACCAAAACGAGUCAGUUGUUCCUGUUGAUCCGAUGGUGAGUGUGGGACGGAACACGAGGUCUUAUCAGAACUGGAUGGGGCGGCGGCUGGUUCCUUCAGUGUGUGUGACACAAACAUUCCUCAAUGCCAUGUCAUAUACUGUACAGCGACCCUGCCUUUUCUGUUUGUCUUUCAGUAAUCACCGACUACAUUAAUACCUGGACCUAUUAACACGUUAAGUACAAUUCCUUUGUCAGUCGUAACCUUAAAAUAGUUUAAAAUGAUACAAAAAAGUGCCGUACAAAUAGAAGCCUAAUAUUUUUGUUUUGGUUCUGUGUGAGUGUACUGUACACCUGUAUAAUGUAUAUUUUAAUAUUUAUAAGCAGCUGUUGUAUUAAAGUAUAUUUUUAAAAUAAAAA
Messenger RNA from Betta splendens (Siamese fighting fish), 6090 nucleotides. Its product is annotated as CREB3 regulatory factor-like. Lineage: Eukaryota; Metazoa; Chordata; Actinopteri; Anabantiformes; Osphronemidae. The record is from RefSeq and is a predicted model, not a curated record. Gene Ontology annotation, biological process: regulation of transcription by RNA polymerase II; response to unfolded protein. The transcript is spliced from 9 exons. Gene Ontology annotation, molecular function: RNA polymerase II transcription regulatory region sequence-specific DNA binding; DNA-binding transcription factor activity, RNA polymerase II-specific. Bases 386 to 1912 code for a protein of 508 amino acids. Gene Ontology annotation, cellular component: nucleus.